CACACACACUCACACACAGUUUGUCAUCCACUUUGCUGUCAGUCACCUGAGCUGUCACACAGCAAAAAUGAUGAACUGAGAACAACACGAGAAAGAGCAUCAUGACCGGCAGACUGAUAUUACUAUCGGCCCUCUGUGUGGCUAUUGCCGCACAGACAACUACACCUGGAUCACUGAGCACUGAAUCACAGAACAAAGAUCAAACAACCACUGAUGUUCCCACAUCCAAAAGGACAGAGACACUGCCAACCACUGUCAACACAGCCUCUGAAGAUUCAAAAAUAACUACUGAAAGAACAUCUGCAGAACCUUCGACACCAACUGUUGUACCAACAACCCUUUCUACAAAUGAUGUUUCGACCAUUGUUGAAGCUUCAACUGUUACUGAAAGUCACGCAAGUGAAUCAUCUGCAGAACCAAACACUACAAUUCCUGAAACAUCAGCUAAUGUCCCUUCUUCAAUCGAGGCACAUACAGCUACAGUUAGUCUUUCUACAAAUGCUGUUUCUACAACAGUUGAAGCUUCAACUGUUACCGAGAGUCCUGCAACUGAAUUAUCUGCAGAACCAAACACUACAAUCACUGAAGCAUCAGUUAAUGUUCCUAGUACACUCGAGGCACAUACAGCUACAGUUAGCUUUUUGACAAGUGCUGUUUCCUCCCUAGUUGAGGCUUCAACCAACAAUGAAAGUCUAGCAACUGCGACAUCUGCAGAACCAAACACUACAAUUCCUGAAACAUCAGCUAAUGUUCCUUCUUCAUCUGAAGCACAUACAGCUACAGUUAGCUUUUCUACAAAUGCUGUUUCGACUAUAGUUGAAGCUUCAACCGUUACCAAAAGUCCAGCAACAGAAACAUCUGCAGAACCAAACACUACAAUUCCUGAAGCAUCAGUUAAUGUUCCUAGUACACUCGAGGCACAUACAGCUACAGUUAGCAUUUCUACACAUGCUGUUUCCUCCAUAGUUGAAGCUUCAACCAAUAACGAAAGUCCCACAACUGAAAUAUCUGCAGAACCAAACACUACAAUCCUUGAAACAACAGCGAAUGUUCCUUCGUCAACCGAAGCACAUACAGCUACAGUUAGCUUUUCAACAAUUGUUGUUUCUACAACAGAUAAAGCUUCAACUGUUACAGAGAGUCCCGCAACAGAAACAUCUGCAAAACCAAACACUGCAAUCCCUGAAACAUCAGUUAAUGGUCAUAGUACGCUCGAGGCACAUACAGCUACAGUUAGCCUUUCUACAAAUGAUGUUUCCACCAUAGUUGAGGCUUCAACCAAUAACGAAAGUCCCACAACUGAAUCAUCUGCAGAACCAAACACUACAAUUCCUGAAGCAUCAGUUAAUGUUCCUAGUACACUCGAGGCACAUACAGCUACAGUUAGCAUUUCGACAAGUGCUGUUUCCUCCAUAGUUGAAGCUUCAACCAAUAACGAAAGUCCCACAACUGAAAUAUCUGCAGAACCAAACACUACAAUCCUUGAAACAACAGCGAAUGUUCCUUCGUCAACCGAAGCACAUACAGCUACAGUUAGCUUUUCAACAAUUGUUGUUUCUACAACAGAUAAAGCUUCAACUGUUACAGAGAGUCCCGCAACAGAAACAUCUGCAAAACCAAACACUGCAAUCCCUGAAACAUCAGUUAAUGGUCAUAGUACGCUCGAGGCACAUACAGCUACAGUUAGCCUUUCUACAAAUGAUGUUUCCACCAUAGUUGAGGCUUCAACCAAUAACGAAAGUCCCACAACUGAAACAUCUGCAGAACCAAACACUACAAUUCCUGAAACAUCAGUUAAUGUUCAUAGUACGCUUGAGGCACAUACAGCUACCACUAGCAUUUCGACAAGUGCUGUUUCCUCCAUAGUUGAAGCUUCAACCAAUAACGAAAGUCCCACAACUGAAUCAUCUGCAGAACCAAACACUACAAUCCUUGAAACAACAGCGAAUGUUUCUUCGUCAACCAGAGCACAUACAGCUACAGUUAGCAUUUUGACAAGUGCUGUUUCCACCAUAGUUGAGGCUUCAACCGAUAACGAAAGUCCAGCAACUGCGACAUCUGCAGAACCAAACACUACAAUCCCUGAAACAUCAGCUAAUGUUCCUUCUUUAUCUGAAGCACAUACAGCUACAGUUAGCCUUUCUACAAAUGCUGUUUCCUCCAUAGUUGAAGCUUCAACUGUUACCAAAAGUCCAGCAAUGGAAACAUCUGCAGAACCAAACACUACAAUCCCUGAAACAUCAGCUAAUGUUCCUUCUUUAUCUGAAGCACAUACAGCUACAGUUAGCCUUUCUACAAAUGCUGUUUCCUCCAUAGUUGAAGCUUCAACUGUUACCGAAAGUCCCACAACGGAAACAUCUGCAGAACCAAACACUACAAUCCCUGAAGCAUCAGUUAAUGUUCCUAGUACACUCGAGGCACAUACAGCUACAGUUAGCAUUUCUACAAGUGCUGUUUCCUCCAUAGUUGAGGCUUCAACCAAUAACGAAAGUCCCACAGCUGAAACAUCUGCAGAACCAAACACUACAAUUCCUGAAACAUCAGCUAAUGGUCAUAGUACGCUCGAGGCACAUACAGCUACAGUUAGCCUUUCUACAAGUGCUGUUUCCUCCAUAGUUGAGGCUUCAACCAAUAACGAAAGUCCCACAACUGAAACAUCUGCAGAACCAAACACUGAAAUCCAUGAAACAUCAGCUAAUGUUCCUUCUUCAUCUGAAGCACAUACAGCUACAGUUAGCCUUUCAACAAAUGCUGUUUCUACAACAGAUGAAGCUUCAACCGUUACCGAAAGUCCCGCAAUGGAAACAUCUGCAGAACCAAACACUACAAUCCCUGAAGCAUCAGUUAAUGUUCCUAGUACACUCGAGGCACAUACAGCUACUGCUAGCAUUUUGACAAGUGCUGUUUCCACCAUAGUUGAGGCUUCAACCAAUAACGAAAGUCCCACAGCUGAAAUAUCUGCAGAACCAAACACUACAAUUCCUGAAACAUCAGCUAAUGUUCUUUCUUCAUCUGAAGCACAUACAGCUACAGUUAGCCUUUCUACAAAUGCUGUUUCUACAACAGAUGAAGCUUCAACCGUUACCGAAAGUUCCGCAACAGAAACAUCUGCAGAAUCAAACACUACAAUUCCUGAAACAUCAGUUAAUGUUCAUAGUACGCUUGAGGCACAUACAGCUACCACUAGCAUUUCGACAAGUGCUGUUUCCUCCAUAGUUGAAGCUUCAACCAAUAACGAAAGUCCCACAACUGAAACAUCUGCAGAACCAAACACUACAAUCCUUGAAACAACAGCGAAUGUUUCUUCGUCAACCAGAGCACAUACAGCUACAGUUAGCAUUUUGACAAGUGCUUUUUCCACCAUAGUUGAGGCUUCAACCGAUAACGAAAGUCCAGCAACUGCGACAUCUGCAGAACAAAACACUACAAUCCCUGAAACAUCAGCUAAUGUUCCUUCUUCCUCUGAAGCACAUACAGCUACGGUUAGCCUUUCUACAAAUGCUGUUUCCUCCAUAGUUGAGGCUUCAACCAAUAACGAAAGUCCCACUACUGAAACAUCUGCAGAACCAAACACUGAAAUACAUGAAACAUCAGCUAAUGUUCCUUCGUCAACCAGAGCACAUACAGCUACAGUUAACUUUUCAACAAAUGCUGUUUCUACAACAGAUGAAGCUUCAACUGUUACUGAAAGUCCAGCAACUGCAACAUCUGCAGAACCAAACACUACAAUCACUGAAGCAUCAGUUAAUGUUCCUAGUACGCUUGAGGCACAUACAGCUACCACUAGCAUUUCGACAAGUGCUGUUUCCUCCAUAGUUGAGGCUUCAACCAAUAACGAAAGUCCCACAACUGAAACAUCUGCAGAACCAAACACUGAAAUCCAUGAAACAUCAGCUAAUGUUCCUUCUUCAUCUGAAGCACAUACAGCUACAGUUAGCCUUUCAACAAAUGCUGUUUCUACAACAGAUGAAGCUUCAACCGUUACCGAAAGUCCCGCAAUGGAAACAUCUGCAGAACCAAACACUACAAUCCCUGAAGCAUCAGUUAAUGUUCCUAGUACACUCGAGGCACAUACAGCUACUGCUAGCAUUUUGACAAGUGCUGUUUCCUCCAUAGUUGAGGCUUCAACCAAUAACGAAAGUCCCACAACUGAAAUAUCUGCAGAACCAAACACUACAAUUCCUGAAACAUCAGCUAAUGUUCUUUCUUCAUCUGAAGCACAUACAGCUACAGUUAGCCUUUCUACAAAUGCUGUUUCGACCAUAGAUGAAGCUUCAACUGUUACCGAGAGUCUAGCAACUGAAUCAUCAGCAGAACCAAAUACUACAAUCCCUGAAGCAUCAGUUAAUGUUCCUAGUACACUCGAGGCACAUACAGCUACAGUUAGCAUUUCGACAAGUGCUGUUUCCUCCAUAGUUGAAGCUUCAACCAAUAACGAAAGUCCCACAACUGAAAUAUCUGCAGAACCAAACACUACAAUCCUUGAAACAACAGCGAAUGUUCCUUCGUCAAUCGAAGCACAUACAGCUACAGUUAGCAUUUCAACAAUUGUUGUUUCUACAACAGAUAAAGCUUCAACUGUUACAGAGAGUCCCGCAACAGAAACAUCUGCAGAACCAAACACUACAAUUCCUGAAACAUCAGCUAAUGUUCCUUCUUCCUCUGAAGCACAUACAGCUACGGUUAGCCUUUCUACAAAUGCUGUUUCCUCCAUAGUUGAGGCUUCAACCAAUAACGAAAGUCCCACUACUGAAACAUCUGCAGAACCAAACACUGAAAUACAUGAAACAUCAGCUAAUGUUCCUUCGUCAACCAGAGCACAUACAGCUACAGUUAACUUUUCAACAAAUGCUGUUUCUACAACAGAUGAAGUUUCAACUGUUACCGAAAGUCCAGCAACUGCAACAUCUGCAGAACCAAACACUACAAUCACUGAAGCAUCAGUUAAUGUUCCUAGUACACUCGAGGCACAUACAGCUACUGCUAGCAUUUUGACAAGUGCUGUUUCCUCCAUAGUUGAGGUUUCAACCAAUAACGAAAGUCCCACAACUGAAACAUCUGCAGAACCAAACACUGAAAUCCAUGAAACAUCAGCUAAUGUUCCUUCUUCAUCUGAAGCACAUACAGCUACAGUUAGCCUUUCAACAAAUGCUGUUUCUACAACAGAUGAAGCUUCAACUGUUACCGAAAGUCCCGCAAUGGAAACAUCUGCAGAACCAAACACUACAAUCCCUGAAGCAUCAGUUAAUGUUCCUAGUACACUCGAGGCACAUACAGCUACAGUUAGCAUUUCGACAAAUGCUGUUUCCUCCAUAGUUGAGGCUUCAACCAAUAACGAAAGUCCCACAGCUGAAACAUCUGCAGAACCAAACACUGAAAUCCAUGAAACAACAGCCAAUACACAUACAGCUACAGUUAGCCUUUCUACAAAUUCUGUUUCCACAGCAGAUGAAGCUUCAACUGUUACUGAAACUUCAGCUACUGAAACAUCUGCAGAACCAAACACUACAAUCACUGAAACAGCUAAUGUUCCUUCUUCAUCUGAAGCACAUACAGCUACAGUUAGCCUUUCUACAAAUGAUGAUUCCACCAUAGUCGAAGCUUCAACUGUUAUCGAAAGUCCCGCAACUGAAUUAUCAGCAGAACCAAACACUGAAAUCCAUGAAACAACAGCUAAUACAUAUACAGCUGCAGUUAGCCUUUCUACAAAUGCUGUUUCUACAAUCAUUGAAGCUUCAACCAUUAAAAAUCCGACCCAAUAUACUGUCAACUCUUCAAAUCCACCAGAGACAGAAUCUGUAACUACUGAAGGACUAAACCCCAGUGUUUCUGCAACAGAUGAAGCAACACAUGCUUUCCACACAAACCCCUCAGCCCUAACUAGUGUUUGGAUCCCAUCGGUGGUGAGUCCAGGUAAUGCACAGUGCAACGCAACACAAUCAAAUGAAACAGCACCAUGCAGUCUCACUACUGCGAGCACUACCAAUCAAACCCUGGACCGCUGUAAUCCCAUCAAUCUCCGAAAUUUCAGCUCUCUGGGAGUUUCUUCAAUCGAGGGCAUUGCUGACACUUUUGGUGCUUUAGCCACACUGACUGCGGAGAAUGCGCAGAACGUGGAGUUUGUUCAGUCUUGGCUGUGUGUCAAGCUGGUUCCAAUUCUCCCAUUUGUGAACUCAGACUUCAUGUACAACAUGAGCAAGAUCAACUUUUCAUGUGCCUCCUAUCAGGAAAUAAUAAAAACACUCAGUGAGCAGGCGACACAAAUCAAUGAGACAUUAAAGUCCUCCAUCUACACCCAGUUCAUUAAGCCAUUCUUGUCUAGAAAAUUUCCAGAUGCUGCCUGUAAUUCUAACAAUAUGAGCAGCGCAGACUGGCUCAAUAGGAAUUUUGCUGAGUUCUCCAAGUAUGCUACCUUGAAGGACCUUCAAACUCUAAACAGAGACUUUUACAAUGCAAGUAGACAUUCAUACUUUCCAUUCACAGCAUUUAUUUCUUUAAUGUCAGAAUUGUUGAUAAAACUGCUGUUUAUAAUAUGAUUCA
Messenger RNA from Danio rerio (zebrafish), 6540 nucleotides. The record is from RefSeq and is a predicted model, not a curated record. NCBI's taxonomy places the organism in Eukaryota, Metazoa, Chordata, Actinopteri, Cypriniformes, Danionidae.